Molecule: messenger RNA, 378 nt
Organism: Knipowitschia caucasica
Lineage: Eukaryota; Metazoa; Chordata; Actinopteri; Gobiiformes; Gobiidae
Source: the annotation of a GenBank genome assembly
AUGACGGAACUAUACGUUUGGACGUCGAAACAGAACAUUCACCCCAGAGACCUGUCAGGGAUGGCCAUAUUGCUAUCUAAUACUAACAGACCUGACCCCUGUCCAGAGACCUCACCCCUGUCCAGAGACCUCACCCCUGUCCAGAGACCUCACCCCUGUCCAGAGACCUCACCCCUGUCCAGAGACCUCACCCCUGUCCAGAGACCUCACCCCUGUCCAGAGACCUCACUCCUGUCCAGAGACCUCACCCCUGCACAGAGACCUCACCCCUGUCCAGAGACCUCACCCCUGCACAGAGACCUCACCCCUGUCCAGAGACCUCACCCCUGUCCAGAGACCUCACCCCUGUCCAGAGACCUCACCCUCGUUGCACUGUAA